Messenger RNA from Aspergillus aculeatus ATCC 16872, 1137 nucleotides. RefSeq lists its product as uncharacterized. Gene Ontology annotation, molecular function: oxidoreductase activity, acting on the CH-OH group of donors, NAD or NADP as acceptor. NCBI's taxonomy places the organism in Eukaryota, Fungi, Ascomycota, Eurotiomycetes, Eurotiales, Aspergillaceae. The coding region runs from base 1 to 1137 and encodes 378 amino acids. The record is from RefSeq and is a predicted model, not a curated record. The transcript is spliced from 5 exons.
AUGAACCUCGCUCUCCCUCCAGGAUCUACAGUCGUCGUGACGGGAGCCAACGGCUACCUGGCGUCACACACCAGUAAUGAACUGCUCAAAUUGGGGUACCGCGUGCGCGGCACCGUUCGCAGCCCUAAACCUUGGCUAAAUGCGUUUUACGAGAGAGAGUACGGGCCGAACAGGUUUCACACAGUUCUCGUGCCGGACUUUCGUGAUCCCGAGGCAAUUGAGGCUAUACUGACUGGCGCGGAUGGGGUCGUACACCUGGUGACCAACCUCCUUCUCUCCCUGCGGACACGAUCCACACUUUCCAUGUCAUCGUUCAUUUUUCACUUGUACUGCUUCUCCUUUCCCAAUCUACAACCGUAUGUCUCUAACGUGGUUCCUUGGUCCCGACAAGCAACGUUGAGCGUCUUACAGGCGGCGUCACAAGUGUCUUCCAUGCGUAGGGUGGUGUUCAUCUCCUCUUCAAUGGCGUUAUAUACUCCAAACCCUGGACAGCAAGGCGUGUUGGUCGACCAAGAUACCUGGAAUGUGUCCGCUGUUCUCAAAGCCUUAUCGCCCUCUUGGAACCUUAAGUCGCAAAUACAUGACUCCGCGCCCCCAGGGGUGCAGAAACGGCAGGUCGAGGUAUACAGCGCCUGUAAGAUGAUCUGUGAGUGGGAGGCGUGGGAAUGGGUGCGCUGCCACCGACCUGCCUUUGAGUUUAACACUGUAGUCGCAGCGUUUGCGGUCGGCAAGAUCCUAAUGGACGAGAUCCCCGGCUCGACCAUGAACUGGGUACGCGGCCUGCUUCACGGUGACUGUACCCCAAUGACUCUUGUUCCACCCAAGUGGUUUGUCGACGUCGAAGAUAUCGCCCGGCUGUUUGUGAUUGCUUUGCUCGAGCCGACAGUGGCCUCGGAACGCUUGUUCGCCUUUGGUGAGUCGGCCAACUGGACAGAUGUCCUCACUAUUCUGGAGCAGCUACAGCCCGAGAACCCUUUGAUUCCACGCCCGAUGCCCGGGGAGUUGCACGAUUGCGCAGACAUUCAGCCCCGCGGGCGGGCGAUGCAGUUGCUUCGCGAGUUUUAUGGCCAACCAGGCAUGACGCCUAUUGCAAUGAGUAUUGCCCGCGGAAUUGGGUGUGAGCCUUUGAAGAACUGA